This is a messenger RNA of Debaryomyces fabryi, 1107 nucleotides long. RefSeq names its product putative polyadenylation protein. Gene Ontology annotation, cellular component: ubiquitin ligase complex; nucleus; cytosol. The coding region runs from base 1 to 1107 and encodes 368 amino acids. Gene Ontology annotation, biological process: proteasome-mediated ubiquitin-dependent protein catabolic process; protein autoubiquitination; protein polyubiquitination. Lineage: Eukaryota; Fungi; Ascomycota; Pichiomycetes; Serinales; Debaryomycetaceae. The transcript has a single exon. Gene Ontology annotation, molecular function: ubiquitin protein ligase activity; cyclin binding; ubiquitin conjugating enzyme binding. The record is from RefSeq and is a predicted model, not a curated record.
AUGUAUUUUACAGAAUAUUUGCCUAGACUAAGAUCUAUAUCUGUGAUUAUUGAAACAAAAUGCACGAUUAAUGAUUUGAUAAAUAUAAAACUAAACAGUAAAAAUCAACUCUUAAUUAAAUUUCACGAUUAUGAAACAUUAGUAAAUUUGCCAGUACAAGUAAAGAAUGAUGGUAAUAUACGAAUAGCAAACGCACAUAAAAUAGAAGAUUGCUUACAAUUAACAAUCUCCUUGACAACUUAUGAUUCUAUUGAAAUUUCGGAAAAGACUGAAUCUUUCAUGAAUUUUUCGUCAUCAAACUUGGUUCAAAAAUGGUCCUGUAAAGAUUUGAAAGCUAAAACUCCACAAACUAACAAUAAGAAUAAUUUUAAAUUUACAUGUUUACACUGUUCCCAUGAGAUAAUUGAUUCUCAAGAGUAUAAUAGAUUUUUAGAUAUGCCGUCUGAAUUAUGGUCAGAAAUGAUGGAGUUCUGGCAUUGUCAUAAACCAGCCGGUGAGCAUGAUCAUCAAGAUUCCCACCGAAAUUAUAAUGGCAGCCUCAAGCCUGGGGAUACAGAUGUUAUAAUUGGGAGUUAUUAUUUAUUGAUAAGCAGAUGUGCACAGGUUGAAAUUUCCAACCAAGACAUAAAAUGUGUAUCCUGCAAGCAUAAUUUGGGAAUUUUGGACAAUUCGAUAAUGAAGGUCUUUAAAUGGAACUUAGCAUUGAAAUAUCACAAUAACAUAGAGACGUUCCCCUCUUACAUUUACGUUUAUAACUUAAUUGUCGAUAAGAUAAAUUUAUCUGCCAUUAGAAAAUUUAACAUUACAUCUGAAUCGAGACAAGACAAUAUUUUCAUAUGGAUAAUGAAUAUUGGCGUUGAUGUAUCCACGGAAAACUUCGUCUUAAAUAAUUCUUUAAAGGUAUUCUACUAUCAUGAUGAUAUCAAAGGCAUUUCGAAUGAAGAUGAAAGUAUAGAAUCUCUAGUUUUACAGGAUGAUGUAUUUAAUGACUUUCUAAAAGAGUUAUCUAAAAUAAAUAGUUUCAUACCGAACUUAAAGAAAAAAAUGACUUUGAAAGUUGAUGAAGAAUUAAGGAUCUUUAAUGUAAGUUUUAUAGCAGGUUUAUAA